AUGAGAUUUAUUAGACCUUUUCCUUUGACUGGUGAUAGUCUAGGGAUGGCAUCUAUGCCCCUGUGGGGGAAUCGUACCUCUAUCUUUGCGCGUAGGAGCGAUGAUAAGGAUUCAGCAUCUAAUCGUGCAGUAGCUGCGGAAAGUAAAUCAGCCUCUCUUUUUUCCGUUGCAUUUACUAUUGGAGCACAAAUUCUUGUAGUGAUUCUCUUGUUUUUUUGUUCUCAGUUGGACCGACAACGUAUCCUCAUGCUGUUAUUUUGGGCUUUCUGUUUUAACGUAGUACUGGUGUGGAAUUGGAAUCCCGAUCCUGGAUUUGUGUCGGAAUCGAUGGAUGUAUUAACUCCAGAAGAUAAAAAACUUUUUCAUUGGUGUGAAGUGUGUCAAAUAUGGCAACCUCUUCGUUCUAAACAUUGUGUGCGAUGUGAACGUUGUGUACGUAAGUUUGAUCAUCAUUGUGUAUGGAUUGGAGGAUGUGUAGGGGAGUCAAAUCAUCUUCGAUUCUUUCUACUGCUUACAGUGGCGUUAAUGUACUUGCUCUUUUUAUUCUGUAGUUUGUUUAGUUGUUUUAAUUUUCAUGGUCAUGCUACAGUCGAUGCCGCUAUUGUACGCAAUAUUAUUCCUUUUUUAGUUCUUCUCAUCUGUGCAUUUUUAACCUUAUUCGUCUUUAUCUUGUUUGUCAUGCAUGCUGCGAUACUUUUGAGAAAUGAGACAAUGUGGGAGUUUUCUAGUCGCCAUCGUAUUACAUACCUUAGUUCUCGAAAGGGUAAUCCAUUUAACGCUGGUAUCUUUUCAAAUAUUUUAUUUCUCUUUCGACGUACUCCUAUUGACUGGCGAUAUGUUAUGCAACGAAACGAAUCUGAACUUGUAUAG
Trypanosoma theileri is the source of this 870-nucleotide messenger RNA. RefSeq names its product putative palmitoyltransferase ZDHHC12. Gene Ontology annotation, molecular function: protein-cysteine S-palmitoyltransferase activity. The coding region runs from base 1 to 870 and encodes 289 amino acids. The transcript has a single exon. Gene Ontology annotation, biological process: protein targeting to membrane; peptidyl-L-cysteine S-palmitoylation. Gene Ontology annotation, cellular component: endoplasmic reticulum; Golgi apparatus. Lineage: Eukaryota; Euglenozoa; Kinetoplastea; Trypanosomatida; Trypanosomatidae. The record is from RefSeq and is a predicted model, not a curated record.